ACGUCUGUAUGUGGCUAUAUAUACCCUCUUGAAGCUCAGAGCCUUCGUGAAGCGGAGUAAGGCACACAGGCUGGGCUCAGCUCAGCUCAGCUAGCUCGCUCAAGUAAAAUCACCGUUUAAUUAUCCCAGCCGCGGCUCCGGGCGUAGGCGAUGGCGGACUGCAUGCAGGAGUGGUCGGAGCCCGUCGUUCGAGUGCAGGCGCUCGCCGAGAGCGGCCUGCCCGCCAUCCCGCGCCGCUACGUCAAGCCGCCGUGCGACCGUCCCGUGGUCCAGGAGCAGGAGCCCUCGGACGACAUCAGCAUUCCGGUCAUCGACCUCGGGGAGCUGCUUGCGGACGGCGCCGGCCUCGGCAACGUCACCGAGGCCGUCGCGGCAGCGUGCCGGGAGUGGGGGUUCUUCCAGGUGGUCAACCACGGGGUGCGGCCGGAGCUGAUGCGCGCGGCCCGGGAGGCGUGGCGGAGCUUCUUCCGCCUGUCGGUCACGGAGAAGCAGCAGUACGCCAACUCCCCGCGGACGUACGAGGGGUAUGGCAGCCGGCUCGGCGUCGAGAAGGGCGCCAUCCUCGACUGGGGCGACUACUACUUCCUCCACCUCGCGCCGGAGUCGGCCAAGAGCCCGGCCAAGUACUGGCCGGCCAAUCCAGGCAACUGCAAGGAGGUGUCGGAGGAGUACGGGCGUGAGGUGGUGAGACUGUGCGAGCUGCUGAUGCAGGUGUUAUCCGUGAGCAUGGGGCUGGACGAGGCACACUUCCAGCAGGCAUUCGGUGGGGCGGAGUGCGGCGCGGCCCUGCGCGCCAACUACUACCCACGGUGCCCGCAGCCGGACCUGACGCUAGGCCUCUCUGCGCACUCCGACCCCGGCAUCCUCACUGUGCUCCUCGCCGACGAGCACGUCCGCGGGCUGCAGGUCCACCGCCGCGGUAGCGCUGGCGAGUGGGUCACUGUGCAGCCUAUCCGCAACGCCUUCAUCGUCAACGUCGGUGACCAGAUCCAGGUCAUCUACCGUCAGCAAGGACUUUCCAUAUUUGAAUUUCAUGUGGGCACUAGUCCACGCUACUUCAAUGUCCGUAGACUUCUUCGCUGGUACAAUGACCUUCGAGCUCUUCGGCAUGUGCUUCUUAAAGCCUUUCUUCUCGACCUUCUUUUCAUUCUUCUUUGGGCUCUUUGGGGGAGACUUCAUUGGAGCUGGAAGAAAGGCUGCUGGAUGUGGAGGAAGCUGCCUUCUUUGGAAGUGAGGGGCAUGAUGGCGGUGCACUUGAAGCUCGUCCAAACUGUGAUGCACUGGAGACCACGAUGUCGUCCGUCUUCCACUGGAUCCUUUGCCGAAGAGCUUCAUUUAGAGUUGUGAAUUCAUCAUUAGGGGGGUGGGGAGCUCUAAUACGUGAUCGGUGGUAUUACUAUGUACUAUGUUCACCGUAACCACGAUAUAGCCAGCACAUAUCAGGACCGUAUGUAAGAUACAGAUGACUGGAAGCACCUGACCCCUUGCAACCUUGAUGAGAUACCCGCCAGGCCUUAUUACAAGAGUGCAGGGUGUGGGCCCUUCCAGCAGAUCAAUAGUAUCUGGUUCAGUCA
This is a messenger RNA of Phragmites australis (common reed), 1574 nucleotides long. RefSeq names its product jasmonate-induced oxygenase 1-like. The coding region runs from base 151 to 1347 and encodes 398 amino acids. The record is from RefSeq and is a predicted model, not a curated record. Lineage: Eukaryota; Viridiplantae; Streptophyta; Magnoliopsida; Poales; Poaceae. The transcript is spliced from 4 exons.